AUGAAUACUCAACGAGAAGGAUCUUCAACUACUCGUCCACCUCUUCUAAUCGGCUCCAACUACUCAUACUGGAAGUCAAAAAUGAAGAUGUUUAUCAAAUCCAUAGAUGAGAGAGCAUGGCGCGCCAUCGUAACUGGUUGGACACCUCCCAUGAUCAAAGGAGAAGACAAAGAGGAAGUAUUCAAACCAGAAGCAGAUUGGAGUGAUGGAGAAAUACUACUCGCAAAUUACAACUCGAGGGCCCUAAACGCAAUAUUUAGUGGUGUUGAUGAUAAUCAAUUUAAGCUAAUAGCGUCAUGUGAAUCUGCAAAGAGAGCUUGGGAAAUUCUUCAAGUCACAUACGAAGGAACGUCAACUGUAAGGACAUCCAAGCUACAGAUGUUGGCCACCAAAUUCGAAAAUUUGAAGAUGGAGGAGAAUGAGACGAUCACUGACUUCCAUGCUAAAUUAUGUGAUAUCUCCAAUGAAUCAUACGCACUCGGUGAACCAUACUCAGAAAGCAAAUUAGUAAGAAAAGCUAUGCGCUCAUUACCUGAAAGAUUCGCUUACCGAAUUGCUGCCAUUGAAGAAGUCAGAGACGUUGACACGCUCAAACUAGACGAACUCAUGGGGAAACUUCUAGCACAAGAACUCAAUCAUGGUGAAAAUCAUCGUGAAAAAUCUAGAGAAAAGAAGAUAGCCUUUCAAGCAGAAACAUCAUAUGCAACGCCCCAAAAUUCGUCAACUCAAGAAGAUGAGCAAACAGUUGAAGAAUCCUUGGCACUACUAUCGAAAAAUUUUGGGAAAUUUCUCAAAAAGAUCGGAAAAAGGGGAAAUCUUCCAAGCACAGGGAAACCCGUGAAUUUUCAAAACUCUAGGAGAAAUUCAAAUCAAGAUAAGUCAGAGGAGUCAAAACCAAGAAGAAUACAAUGCCGAGAAUGCGAAGGCUUUGGUCACAUUCAAUCAGAAUGCGCAAACACCCUGAAGAAAAAGAAGAAAAUGUCACUUACUACUGUUUGGAGCGAUGAAGAAGAAUCUGAUGAUGACCAAGGAAACAACGAUCAAGUCACUAACUUUGUAGCAUUCAGCAGCAAAGUCCCUCUGGACAGUUCAGAAUCAACUGUUGCUUCAACUGUUGGAACAGUCUGUGAAACAGAAUCCAGGUAUGAAAAUAUGUGUUCUGAUUAUGACAAAAAUUUAAACGAAAAUUCUUCUUUUGCAGAGGAUCCGAACAGCAGCAGUGAUGAGGAAGAACCAACCUUGGAUGAAGUAAAGGAGGUAUAUGAAAAAAUGUACCAAAAAUGGCUCGACGUCGUUAAGGUAAACAACUUCCUGGAAAAGGAGAAGUUUGUGCUUGUAGAGGAAAACAAGACACUAAAGGUAAGAAUCUCUACUCUUGAGGAAAGGGUCAUAUCUAGUGAUCAAGAGAAAAAUAGUUUGCAGGCUAAACUUACUCAAACUCAAGAAGCAAUUGCAAAAUUGAACUUGGGUAGAGGUAAUCUAGAUGAAAUCUUACGCAACAACAAGCCAAACUAUAAUCGUCUAGGCAUAGGAGGGAGUCAGCUACCCAAAGUUGAUUUAAAGCGAAAGGAAGAUCAAAACAGAAAAAUCAACUUUGUUAAACAAGCUUCUGUCUCACAAACAGUUGCAACUGUUGAAGCAACGAAACACAAUUCAAAGAAAAGGUUUAUUCCCACUUGUUUUUUCUGUCAAAAUCCAGGUCACAUACGUCCUAGAUGCUUCAAAUAUUUAAAACUUGUGAAAAAGCUUGUGGCUCGUUCUCUUUACUCUACUAAGGCUGAUUAUUUUCCUUCACCCCCUCAAAAACCCAAAAAUAAAAUUGAUAUUUCCAAUAGACCUCAGCAAAAAAUUUGGGUUGAAAAGUCCACGUUUAAAUGCUUAUCUGCGAUUACUUCUUUAAAAGCAAGUACUACUAAUGAUUGGUAUUUUGACAGUGGGUGUUCACGACAUAUGACCGGUGUUAAAGAGUUUCUGAAAAACUAUCAACAAAUCACCGGUGGAGCUGUUACCUUUGGAAACGGAAAAAAGGGUGAAGUGCUAGGGAAAGGAUCACUAAAUCAUGAGAAUCUGCCAAAGCUGAAGAAUGUACUACUUGUAGAAGGACUCACGUCAAAUCUGAUAAGCAUCAGCCAGCUAUGUGAUCAAGAUCUUGAAGUUAGAUUCAACAAAUUCGCAUGUCGAGUAUUAGACAAAGACGAGAAUUGUGUUAUUCAAGGAACUCGAUCAUCUGACAACUGCUAUAUUCUUGUCUCUGCAGGUACCACUAAAACUCCGUACGAAAUUUGGAAAGGACCACUGGAAGAGGAACCAACAAAGGAAUCGGAAAACAGUUCCAGUGUCGCACCAACAGUUCCAACAGUUGAUGCAGCCUCCACCAUUUCAGAAGACAGUGACGUCAAUUCUGAAACAGGAGACGAAGCUGAGGUCAGGCCUCUCGAACUGGAUGACCAAACUCACAAGGAACCCUCAAGAAGAGUCAAGAAGAAUCAUCCAGUGGAUCAAGUCAUUGGUUCAGUUGAAGAAGGAAUUCAAACCCGAGGUAAACCCAAGGUGAAUUACAAGGAAAUGGCAAGGUAUGUUUGUUUCACCUCAACUCUAGAACCCAAAAACGUCAAAGAAGCCUUAUUAGAUGAAUAUUGGAUUCAAGCCAUGCAUGAGGAACUGGAACAAUUCGUUAGGAAUGACGUGUGGGUCUUGGUCCCUAGGCCUGACAAUGUCAAUAUAAUAGGUACAAAAUGGGUUUUUAAAAAUAAGUCUGAUGAACACGGAAAUAUCAUUCGUAACAAAGCUAGAUUAGUUGCUCAAGGCUAUAGUCAAAUCGAAGGCAUUGACUUCGAUGAAACUUUUGCACCUGUUGCUAGACUAGAAUCUGUUCGAUUACUCCUAGCCAUUGCUUGUUUUCUAAAAAUCAAACUUUUUCAAAUGGAUGUCAAAAGCGCUUUCUUAAAUGGUAUUUUAAAAGAAGAAGUUUAUGUUGAACAACCCAAAGGAUUUCAAGAUCCACAUUAUCCCAAGCAUGUUUUCAAAUUAAACAAAGCCCUGUAUGGUCUCAAACAAGCGCCUCGAGCUUGGUAUGAGCGUCUUACAGAAUUUUUAUCGCACAAGGGAUACACUAGGGGUAGCGUCGAUCGAACUCUUUUCUUUAAAAAAUCAAAGGGAGACAUCCUGAUUGCUCAAAUUUACGUAGACGAUAUCGUUUUUGGAUCUACCUCGCAAACAAAAAUCGAAGAAUUUGUUAAACAAAUGUCUAGUGAAUUUGAAAUGAGCAUGGUUGGGGAACUCACGUAUUUUCUAGGACUUCAAGUUAAACAAAUGAGUGAUGGAAUUUUCAUAACUCAAUCCAAGUAUGCAAAAAACCUUGUCAAACGUUUUGGUUUGGAAUCUGCAAAAACUGUUAGAACUCCUAUGGGAACGAACGACAAACUGUCGCGACAGUUGGAUGCAACAGCUGUAGAUCCCACACUUUAUCGCAGCAUGAUAGGUAGUCUUUUGUAUCUUACUUCUAGCCGACCAGAUAUAUGCUAUAGUGUUGGAGUUUGUGCCAGGUAUCAAUCCAACCCCAAGGAAUGCCACCUUAGUGCUGUAAAACGAAUCAUUCGCUACGUAAGUGGAACAAUUGAUUUCGGUAUUUGGUAUUCUAUGGAUACUAACACAACACUUGCAGGCUUUAGCGAUGCUGAUUGGGCAGGUGAUGCAGAUGAUCGAAAAAGCACAACUGGAGGAUGCUUCUAUCUUGGUAACAAUCUCGUGUCCUGGUACAGCAAAAAACAGAGUAGUAUCUCGCUUUCCACUGCCGAAUCGGAAUAUAUCGCCGCAGGUAGCUGUUGUGCCCAACUCUUAUGGAUGAAACAAAUGUACAGCACUCUCGAACUAAGCAUAUUGAAAUCCGGUACCAUUUCAUUGGUCUGUGAAUAG
Molecule: messenger RNA, 3915 nt
Organism: Erythranthe guttata (spotted monkey flower)
Lineage: Eukaryota; Viridiplantae; Streptophyta; Magnoliopsida; Lamiales; Phrymaceae
Source: RefSeq, a predicted model, not a curated record